Messenger RNA from Cuscuta campestris, 1599 nucleotides. NCBI's taxonomy places the organism in Eukaryota, Viridiplantae, Streptophyta, Magnoliopsida, Solanales, Convolvulaceae. The record is from the annotation of a GenBank genome assembly.
UUAUAUUACGUUUUGAUAUACUUUAUAUUUUAUUUUCUACUUUAAAAAUUAUUUUUUAUUUAAAUACUUGUUUAAAAUUGAAUUCUUUAUUUUUUAUUAUUAUCAAACGCUUUUUAAAAAUCGGAAAAUCCAUCCCUGAACCCCACCAUACUCUUUAGUGUGUAUUUGCCAACGCUCAUAUUUUUUCUGGAUCCGUCACUGUAAUGGUUAAUAUUACUAGUAGGGAGGGAGAUCAAGCUAGGGGAACAAGAGGCGGAAGACAGUUUGGGACGGAAUCGAGGAUUAGGGAUCUGAGACACGAACGGAGCACGACGAGGCAACAGAGUAACCGGCGACGACUUUCUUCUUCGACCAGAACUGCGGGCGGUAGGCUCUCAUCUUCGAUCAGCAUCUGGACACAGAGCAGGGCGGGGGUGGUUGGCCUUCAUCGUCCAUCGGCUAGCAGCGAGGCAUGGAGGUCCGGUUCCGACCUCAGUGAUUCCGGGCGGAAAUCAUACGGCGGCCUUCUCUCUGAUUCGAUUUUUGUUGGUGGAAUCUCCGAAGUUAUUUCAUCUGAUAUGCUUAUGGAGAUUGCUAAAUCGUUUGGACAUUUGAAAGCAUAUCACUUUGAGUUUAAUGCAGAUCUUAAUGAGCCACGUGCUUUUCUUGAGGUAUCAUCCUACUAUUCUUUCAUUGGGUAAAUGAUUAUUUAUUCUUUCUUGCUCCCUACUAGAUUAUUGUCUUGUAUAUACUUUGGUAAUGCUCUACUUGUUUUAUGGAGAGAGUGGAAUAAAAUUUACCGUGGAUGUAAUCUGUAUGAGAUGUCAGGCUCGGUGUCAAAUGUCUGUUCCAUGAUCAAAACCAAGUAUAAAUCCAGGGCCUGGAUACUACUGACAAUUAGAAAGCUCGAGCCUCUCAUGUGUGUGAGAAGCAAGAAUUUAUGUGUUUUUUAAAUAUAAUUAUGAACUGAAACCUGAAAGGGGAGUAAAACAUAAGUGUUCUUGAGCUUCACUUUUGACACGAUCAAUAUAUUCACGUUAGGCUACCACUUGGGGUUAGGAGGUUUACACUGUAUCUGUGGGCUCGCAUCUUCGAUCAGCAUCUGGACACAGAGUGGACACAGAGUAGGGCUGGUGGUUGUCCUUCAUCGUCGAUCGGCUAGCAGCGAGGCAUGGAGGUCCGAUUCCGGACGGAAAUCAGACGGUGGCAAUCAGUCCAGCAGCUCUCUACAGUGAACUCCUGUCUCCGGCGAGCUAAAGUGCAUGAGUGUAAGGUAAAUUUGGUGCAUAAUUUGUAAUUACUUUAUUUUGUGCUUAUAAUUUUUUUUGCAUAGGAUUCAACGGCUAAUCAAUCUGAAAUCGAUGACCUUACAAUUGAUGGUAAUACAACCACUGAGCAAAGUCAUAAUGAGGAUCGAUGGAACAAAGAUGAUGAGGUUAGAGCGAUGAACUUGAAGAUGUAGACAGUGACGAGCAUUAAAGCUUUGGACUAUAUCUUCCAUAUCAAUGCGUAUUUUAAUUUAGUUCACUUUGACUAUUUAUACUUUAGCUUGAAACGUACGCAAAUGAUGAACUAAUUUUGAGAUGUUAGUUUACUUUCUAGUAAAUGGGUUAGUUGUAA